AUGACACGCGACGCCGCUCUUGGCAUGAACUUCUAUGAGCCGCGCACCUAUCGCACUCGCGCGAAGCUUCGAAUUCCGGCGGAUCACACCAAAGAUACUUACGAAGUCGACUGCCUUAUCCACAAGAGACACCCAGAGAACUCCGACGAACCGGAGUAUCGGGUGCGAUGGGCCGGGCUGGACGGAAUUGGCAAUAAGUGGCUGUCGACCUGGCAGAUCGCGAGCGUGAUAGGGGAUGUCUCGAUCGAGGAGUAUGAGGCUAGCCACGCGCAGCCCGAGCAUAGGGAGAUGGACGUCGAUACUGCAGCCGUGGCCUCCCCCGAGCCCGGUCCCUUUACCAUCAACACCGCCCGCGCCCCGGCACUUCCAGCCACGCCAGCUGUGCAGGCAAAGAAGAAGGAGAAUGCAAGGGACAAAGAGAAGCGGAAAGGGAUGAAGAGGGCAGUGCAAGACGAUAACGGCAUGUGGUCAGUUCUGAGAGAGAGUCAAGACAAACAGAAGAAAGGGAAGGGCAAGGAGAAGAAGAAGGCUCAGAAGAGCGCAGGGCCACGUUACAACGUCUUUGAUCAUGUUAGGAGGAAGGACGGACUCGGGAUCGGAAAGGACAAAUUCAAGGUGGGGGGUUACGCAGCGCAGACUCGCCGGCUAUCCUGGCAUUCCCGACCUUGCCAUGCCUGA
This is a messenger RNA of Alternaria conjuncta, 678 nucleotides long. RefSeq lists its product as uncharacterized. Lineage: Eukaryota; Fungi; Ascomycota; Dothideomycetes; Pleosporales; Pleosporaceae. The transcript is spliced from 2 exons. The coding region runs from base 1 to 678 and encodes 225 amino acids. The record is from RefSeq and is a predicted model, not a curated record.